UGUUAGCAGCAAAGCGAGUCGAUGUGAGCUGUUGUUAGAUUGCGCCGAAUCUCCUUCGUCUUCUUGUCGCUUCCCCUGCUCACAGGUAUCCUCCCCGAUACGUCAAGUUGUGUUUAUUUAUAGUGUUUUUUGGAGGAAAUAUACGCAUGAAUAAUACGCAUGUUUAUCAGUUUCCUGCGGCAACCACAGGGCGAGAUUAUUUUAAGGAGUCCACACAGGUACCAUGAGCGACUACAUCACACCGGUUUGUUUACUAUCGUCUUCUGAGAUGGACUCCAACUUGCCUUCGUCUUGAGGAUUCAUUCAUUCAUAUUUGCUCACAGAGGGAAGACGUCUCCUUUGACAAUUUGGCAUGAUACGUCCUGCUCAAACCGGCCUCGUCCCCUUCAGCCUUCCUCGCGCCACCUUCAGAUCACAAACUUCUCAACAACGGACCGAGCUGUCUUGAGUGCUUGGGGUUUGACAAGCACUCCCCUCCCCUCACGCACCCGUUUGCUGGCAUACUGGGAAUUUGAUGCGGCGGUUUGCCUACUGUAAGGUGGUCUUGUCCACCUCUUUAGUCUGGGUGCUGGUGGACGUCUUCUUGCUGCUCUACUUCAGCGAGUGCAACAAAUGUGACGACAGGAAGGAACGCUCGCUGCUUCCUGCACUACGCGCUGUGAUAUCUCGUAACCGCAAGGGUCCUGGUGAGAUGGGCAAGGCUGUGAACAUACCCAAGGAGGACCAUGAGAAGAUGAAGGAGCUCUUUAAGAUAAACCAGUUCAACCUAAUGGCCAGCGAUAUGAUUGCGCUCAACAGGAGUUUACCGGAUGUCAGGUUGGAUGGCUGUAAGACCAAGGUAUACCCUGACAACUUGCCCAACACAAGCAUAGUCAUCGUGUUCCACAACGAGGCAUGGAGCACGCUACUGCGGACAGUCCACAGUGUCAUCACGCACUCUUCUAGGCACUUACUUGUGGAAAUUGUCCUAGUGGAUGACUUCAGCGACAGAGACUAUUUAGGUAAAAAGUUGGAGGACUAUGUGCAGAAUCUGGAGGUGCCAGUAAAGAUCCUGAGGAUGGAGCAGCGUUCAGGUCUUAUCCGAGCCAGAUUGAGGGGGGCAGCUGCCACGAGAGGUCAGGUCAUUACAUUCUUGGACGCCCACUGUGAGUGUACUGUCGGGUGGUUGGAACCCCUGCUGGCCCGCGUCAAAGAGGACAGGACAGCAGUAGUGUGUCCCAUCAUUGAUGUCAUCAGUGACGAGACCUUUGAAUACAUGGCCGGCUCAGAUAUGACCUAUGGGGGAUUUAACUGGAAGCUGAAUUUUCGCUGGUACCCUGUUCCCCAGCGGGAGAUGGAUCGACGCAAGGGUGACAGAACACUUCCUGUCAGGACCCCCACCAUGGCAGGAGGGCUGUUCUCUAUAGACAAAACAUACUUUGAAGAAAUGGGAAGCUACGAUCCAGGGAUGGAUAUCUGGGGUGGGGAGAACCUGGAGAUGUCUUUCAGAAUCUGGCAGUGUGGCGGCUCCUUGGAGAUUGUCACAUGUUCCCACGUUGGCCAUGUUUUCCGGAAGGCUACUCCUUACAGUUUCCCUGGUGGAACCGGCCAAGUUAUAAACAAGAACAACAGGCGGCUAGCAGAAGUUUGGAUGGAUGACUUCAAAGAUUUUUUUUAUGUCAUAUCACCAGGAGUGAUGCGAGUGAACUAUGGCGACGUCUCUUCCCGAAAAGCCCUCCGUGAAGCCUUGAAGUGCAAACCAUUCUCCUGGUAUCUGGAGAACAUCUACCCAGACUCGCAGAUCCCGAGAAGAUAUUACUCGCUCGGUGAAAUCAGGAACGUUGAGACCAACCAGUGUUUAGACAACAUGGGACGAAAGGAGAAUGACAAAGUCGGCUUUUUCAACUGCCACGGCAUAGGUGGAAACCAGGUGUUCUCAUACACGGCGGACAAAGAAAUCCGGACAGAUGACCUCUGUUUAGACGUUUCCCACCUCAAUGGGCCUGUCCUCAUGCUCAAGUGUCACCACAUGAAGGGCAAUCAGAUGUUUGAGUACGACGCUGAGAGGCUUACUUUGCUGCACGUGAACACCAACCAGUGUUUGGACAUGGCUUUGGAAGAGGACAAGAUGGUCCCCACCAAGAGGGGCUGCAACGGGAGCCGCUCCCAGCAGUGGCUGCUGCGCAACAUGACCCUAAGUGUCUGAUCCCCUGAUCCUGGUUCUUCAUCAGGUGGCUCCAAUCACCACAUCACCUACACCAUCAUACAAAGGGAACCUUGUAGCACCUGGAUAUUGUUCACUUUUACACUUGGAAGCGUGUCCCUUUACAGCUCAUUUCAGGUUCAAGAGAAGAUGCCCUUCAGGCUACAUAAUGAGCUGCAGCACUGGCAAUUAAAUCUUGUUCCUCACACUGUGCUGGCCAGCUGCGAGCUGUACAACACCGUGCUACAAAGACCACCCUCUUUAGCUGCCGGACAAGCGACAAAGCAAAGGUGCAUCUAUGAGGCAAUAAGUCUACUGGUGUUCUGGUACCAUCCUCCCUUUCAUAUACUGGAAGUGAUUUACAGUUACAGUAAGUGAUACUGUUAAUAGUACAGGGAUCUUAUUGAUAUUGAAGGCAGAUGCCAAUGUCAAUAUUUGACUAAGAAAUCUGCUAAUGAGAUAUCAGCUGAAAAAUGUUUAUUUAAUAAUUUUUUUUUCAUAUAAAGAUACAGUGAAUCCCUGCAUAUUUGCGAGUCAGCAUUUGCGACCGGGCAAAUUCGCAGAUUCUUCGAAUGCGAUCAACAUCAACAGUCCUGGAACUUUCCUGUCGCAUCUCAUAUAUAGGGCUAAAACCUGAAUUGUGCUUCUAUGCAUUUAGCUUGUCAGCUUGCCUCGUAGCAAGCGAACAAUCGCAAUUGAAGAAAGACGAGGAGGGUUCUGAUGCCAAAUCUAAUCUAAUAAUCAUAACCGUCACUUUUAUUGCAAAUGUUGAUCCGAAAUUGGAGGAGAACAUCAACGUCAAACUAGCAGGAGGGUUCUGGAUGGGGGAGAGCAAGCUGACAUGCAGCAGCAUCAUCCAGGCUUUAUUAGUGUCAAAAAUAGACAUUUUUAUGGGCAUCUCAAUGACUUGAUUAUUUGCUAUUUGCGGAUGGUCUUUGAAUGUAUCCCCCGUGAAUAGCGGGGAUCUACUGUAAACUGUACACAUAUUUUAGGCUUUGGUUUUAAAGUCUGCCCUGUGAAUUGGCUGGCGACCAGUCCAGAGUGUACCCUGCCCCAAGGUCAGCUGGGAUAGGCUCCAGCAUACUACCUUGACCCUAGUGAGGACAAACGGCAUAGAAAAUGGAUGGAUGGUUUUAAAGUCACUGGGUGAGGAUUUCCUUUUGCAACCGAUGACUGACAUUUAAAGCUAGUUGUUGCUAGGAGAUUCACUGUAAACCCUUUUGGAACAUAUCGUGGAGCUGAGUCUUACAAGCUCCCCCGAAGACCAGACUUUAAUUAAAAAGUCAACAUUCUGUCAGCUACCCACAACCUUGAACAUUUGCAACAGCAAAGUAGCUGCCUGCCAAUGGACUACCUGUCUGCUUUUAAUUAUUUUGAGGGCCCCCCGCCCACACAAAUGUAAUAAUUACACCUACAGCUUCAAUCAUGGAGAUGAAAAAAAUCUUGAAAAGCAUGUCAGCCUGAUAACUGACAUGAAUACGGAUGCAUACUUCUGGUGUGGUGUACAGGAUAAUCAAUCUUUUUGCAUACAAUAUACAUUGGCGACGUGCUGAGAAAGAGAAACAGGCACGCCCCACACAACCCAGUUUGUGAAGCACAACUCGCUGCUGCCUCACCUCUAGUUUCUGCCCGGUAUUUGACUGCAAAUGCGACAAUUCUGCGAUUUAUACUUAAGAAAAUGUUAGAAAUUACUUGAACCAUACAGGAAACAUAGUUAUAACGCAUAUCAGUGGGCAAAUAAUAUUCAUUUUAUGUUAUCCUUAGUUAUUUGUUUUUUUCCCUAACCGCACGUCACUGAUACUAUAGAGAUGGUCCUUGGACGUGCGAGUUUUGUACGUAACGCUUAAGACCAAAAGUGCGGCCGUUAUAAGUGGGUGUUUAUCCUGUCUCGGGAGCUUUUUAUGAUGUUCAUUUCCACUUUCAUGGUGAUGGCUUUUCUUUUCCUUGACGCACUUCCAACAGAAGAGCCUGCCUUACGUUCAGGAGACAUAAUAAAGUGCAAGAAGUUAAGCAGCAUGCGAUAUUAUCCACUCCGUAUAGCUUCGACUGAGGCACACAAUGUGUUGAUCUGCAGUGCGUGAGAUGAGGCAUACAGCGCAUCCUUGCAGCGUGCAGCUGGUAGUCAUCUGCAGCACGUGCUAUAACUACUUCUCGAGUGAGUUUAGUCUGUACUGACCAAAAUGAAGUUUAAUUAAUUUCAUAACCACGAACCGGAUCCCCGUAACUCGAGGACCACCUGUAUAAAAUGUAACGUUCAGCCCGAUUUUAAGACAAUUGACCAUAUUUCCUCAGAUAGUGGCUUCAUCUCAUACAAAUGCUGUAUAUCAAUUAAUUGCCGGCAUUAGAAGCAUGUGGAAACUCAUGACUUCAGUUCACAGGCUAUUGUUCACACAUGGACAUAAGCAAGUUGACUGCUGAGCCGAUGUAAACUCUUUUGCUGACCAAAACAGCAGCUCUGAUGAGGGAGAAGUCUUGUUGUUUUCUGCAAAGUUUUAAGAUGGAGAGAAAGCGCUUUUCCAGUUGUCUGCAUGCAUUUUUAUGUUUUGAGGAGCUAUGCACCUUCAGCUUAGUUGAGCCCAUUCAGCCUCUGCCUAGGUUCUCCUCAUGCAGCUGUCCCUCGCUACAUCGCAGCUUUUCAAAAAUUAAUCCAUAAAUGAUGGCUGUUUCGUGGUUAACUCCGGCCUAUUAUUAAUCAUAUAUUUAGACAUUUGUAGUAUUGUGGUCACUAGGCAUCAGUAAUGUUACAUUGAAGAGACAUUACCUUAGAUUACAUUACCUUAACACUGCAUGGAUUUAGCCUUUGGCAUGUCUGACAUGACAGAGUGAAAAAAAGUUAUCCUCCCAUUCCGUGUGGAAGUAGUUUUUAGCUUCUUACGUUGUCCUUCUUCCCCACUUGGUUUGAAACAUUUUCUUAAGAUUACAACAAAUAAAUUGGAGGGUAACGAGUUAGCUCGGUAUAUAUACAUAUAUACAGUAUAUAUGUGCUAUGAGCGGCGGCCGUCUCUUAUGUCUCUGCAGUGAUCCCUUAGCCUGUGCAUUAUUGUUGCACAAUGUGGUGCAAACAAGGAAUAAUAGCAGUGUAAAGGUGACUAUAGGGGUGUUAUUUCAUGUCUACAGGGCUCUAAUAAUGGUAAAACUCAUAAACAGGUUUUCUAUGCUCUAACUACGGAAAUAUUCAGUUUACUAAUACCGAAUCCUACUUCAUGGAAAUUCACAUAUCACAAUCUGGUCUGGAGGGACGACUGUAUAUCAUGAUUGUCUUUACAAUAGUUCUUCUGUUUGUAUUAAACUACAGUUUUACUUACAAAUAUUGUGAUACAUAUUUUAUGUAUCAUUUAUUUGUGAAAGAAAAUUUAAAGAAAUAUAUUUAAUGAGAUUCUAAAAACGUGUUUGCACAAAUAAAGGCCUUACCUCUAAUGAAUGCCUGGUUCCCCUGGCCACUAUAUGUGGAAAUAUGGUUGGUCUGUGUUGGUCACAAGCGUUGAGAUGACAAUACCCGACUGUAACGACUCGCCAUCACCUCUUGUGGACAAAAGGUCACAUUACAGCAGAAAAUUUCAGUGUUUACUCAUCCGGGUGAAAAAUCACCCGUUAUAAAUGACACACUUUAAUGAAACAAAGUACAGCUCUAAUAGAAAUAUGUGAUUAUUAUCAUUUAAUGAUUUUCUACAUAACUUGUAAUUGUUUUAGCUAAGACUUUCACACAUUUUGGGAAAUCAGGCCCUGAAUAGUAGCUGUGAAUAGCUGUGCCUUCUAUCAUAUUUUGUUUUUAGAUAAGUUUGUUGUUGAAAAAGUAACGAUAAGAGAAUCCAUAUCACAAAAUAGUGAGCUAUUAUCAAUGCUGCUUAAAGAUGGAGUCCCUGCAAAGUGCCUGCUUGGCAUUCAGACCAUUUCAGUCACUGUUUGUUGUCAAACCACUCACCAUUUUAUUGUUUGUUUUUUUAUGCGCUUAUAAGCAUGGUGUAAUAAUUGGAAUGUAACGUUUGAGUGUUCUGGUCUCAAUGCGAUGCUGCCUGUUUGUACAGUCUGCCUUUUUAGAGAAAAAUAAAGCUUUCUUUAAGAACAAAGUGACAAAUAUUUGUGAAGAUUGUCGCUGGUUACGUAAUAUUUAAUAUAUAACCAUUUUUUAUUUGUUUUUUUUUUUACAUUCAAAGACGCAAAGUUUGACCUUUCACCAGUCUCUUUGUUAAAAUCUUAAAGUGUCAAAUAUGAGGGCAGAAGGUCAAAACAAACAGUGGCGAUGACAGGUAACAACCUCUUCAACUUUUUGCUUCACAGACACAAAAGGGAAAAUAUAUUUACCCUAUAUCAAACUUAUUUCGGUGUUGAAUAUUUACAGGUUUUAAAAAUGUGGGGUCAUUUUCAUAUCCAGGCCAAUAUAGUAGUUGUUGGAUACGACAUUACUUUCGACACAACAGUGGUGUGAAAAUUAAGGAAGAGGAGUUUUUCAUGACUUAAAAUACGACAGCGUAAAGCAUGCUGCUGCAAAGUAGCAAUGCUGUGGAGGUAUUAAUAGAUGUUGCAGAGCUGACAGCAUAUCAUCAGUGCCUCACCGCACUCUCUGCAGGAUCUCUGCUGGGAC
Messenger RNA from Dunckerocampus dactyliophorus (ringed pipefish), 6764 nucleotides. RefSeq names its product UDP-N-acetyl-alpha-D-galactosamine:polypeptide N-acetylgalactosaminyltransferase 13 (gene galnt13). NCBI's taxonomy places the organism in Eukaryota, Metazoa, Chordata, Actinopteri, Syngnathiformes, Syngnathidae. Gene Ontology annotation, cellular component: Golgi apparatus. The record is from RefSeq and is a predicted model, not a curated record. Bases 515 to 2185 code for a protein of 556 amino acids. The transcript is spliced from 12 exons.